CGAGGGGAGGAGCAGCCGGAGGGGUGGCGGGGCAUGCCUCACCGAGCCAGCCCACACCCAAAGCGUACACUUCCACGCCACAAAAACUCGCGUGGGCUUCCCACAGGGGCGAGCGGUGGCGUGCAAGGAGCGACGGCGGGUGGAUCUGCUUCCUGCUCGCAGCGGGGCGGAGCGGAGCGAGAGUCCAUGGCCGGCGCCGGGGAGCUGGAGCAGUGGAUCAAUAAAGCCACUGACCCAAGUAUCCCCGAGGAGAACUGGGAAUGCAUCCAGCGGUUCUGUGACCAGGUGAACGCUGACAGGGAAGGCCCAUCGCUUGCAUCGAGGCUGCUGGCACAUAAGAUACAGUCACCUCAGGAGAUGGAAGCUCUCCAUGCUCUCACAGUGCUAGAGACCUGUGUGAAUAACUGCGGUGAAAGAUUUCACAAUGAAAUAGCAAAAUUCAGGUUUCUGAAUGAGCUGAUUAAAGUGCUUUCCCCAAAGUACUAUGGAACCUGGUCUUCAGAAAAAGUCAAGUCAAGAGUCACAGAAGUAAUAUUCAGUUGGACAGUCUGGUUUCCUCAGGAAGUCAAAAUUCGGGAUGCUUAUCAGAUGCUGAAGAAACAAGGGAUUGUAAAAGAAGACCCCAAAUUGCCAGAAGACAAAAUUUUACCUCCCCCUUCUCCAAGACCUCAGAAUUCUAUUUUUGACACAGAUGAAGAGAAAUCCAAGCUCUUAGCGCGGCUUCUAAAGAGCAACCACUCUGAAGACCUGCAGGCUGCCAACCGUCUGAUCAAGAGCAUGAUUAAAGAGGAACAAGAGAAGUCAGCUAAGAUGUCCAGAAGAGUGAAUACCAUCAGUGAGGUUUCUGAGAAUGUUAAACGUAUGGACGAAUUACUGGAAAACUACAAGAGGCAAGAACUACCCAAAUCUGACCAGGACACCCUACAGACUCUGUUUCAACGCUGUGAGAAACUCAGGCCGCUGCUCUUCCGCCUCGCCAGUGAGACAGUUGAUGAUGAUGAGGCUCUAGCUGAGAUACUGCAGGCCAACGACAAGCUCACGCAGGUCCUCGGACAGUACAGGCAGGUUGUAGCCAGCCAUGAAAAUGGUGGUGGAGGAGAUUCAGCUACCAGCUCCGCUGAUGCACCAGCAUGCCGGGCAGCCCCAAGGCGCAUGAAGAGCUAUACGCUGAUUGACUUCUCCGAACUGGAGGCGACAUCCCAGUCUCCUACUGACCAAUUUGCAAACAGAACCACUGCCUCCCGCCACGGCAGCACAACCUCUACCUGUCUGCUGGACGAGGAGUUUAAGUCAUUAGGUCUCAGCAACUCUCCUGUUGUACAGAAACCACCACCUGAUUUUGGCUUAGCAGAGUCUGCUGUACAUAAUGGAUGUAGUGAGAUCGUAAGUGCUGUUCAAACACUGGGAGGCUGGGAAGACGGCUGUUCAGAGAAGAAUGCCUUUGAGGGCCUGGCUGACCAGCUCUCUCCGCCAUCCAGGACCAAGACGUUAUCUUUGGAUUUAUCACCAAUGAAAUUGCCCUUUCCAGAUCUUCCAAAUAGCUCAAUGGCAAAUACUUCAUUCUCCAGCCUAGGCCAUGAGCUGAAGCCUGCUGCCUCUUUGCAUCCAGCUUCCCAUGAGGCUUCUCUAGAAAACCUUUUUGUCCCUUUAAUUUCAAUUACACCGAGCAGUAUCUGUCCACUUACUGUGUAUGAUAGGAAUGGUUUCAAGGCCAUGCUCCACUUCUCCAGCGACCCAGCUCCUGGCCGACCAGAUGUGCUGGUGAUGGUUCUUUCCAUGCUGAGCACAUCAGCCCAGCCAAUUAAGGACAUAGCGUUCCAGGCUGCAGUCCCAAAGACCAUGAAAAUAAAGUUACAGCCAGCUUCUGGCUCUGAGCUGCCUGCUUUCAGCCCUAUUCUCCCCCCUGCGGUGGUAUCCCAGGUCCUGCUGCUCGCCAAUCCGCACAAGGAUCCCAUCCGACUGAGGUACAAACUAGCGUUCACGCAAGGUGCGCAGCCCUUCACCGAGGUGGGAGAGGUGACUGGCUUCCCAGAAGCAGAGCUCUGGGGCAGGAGCUGAAGUUCAGCAGGCCUGGACAUUGCCGUGUUGCCUUAGUGGCGGAUGGGAGGGACUGUGUGCCAGCAAGGCCGCCUGGACUCCGUAAUGGCUGCUUUCCUUGGGAUCCACCAUCUCCUUCUUCCUUUCGGUUUCUGCGCAGCUGUCUGGCAGGAGGAGCACAAGCUGGCUGCUUCUGCCACAGCCUUUAUCUGUAGCUGAUGCUGCUUUACAGGAGGCUGCUGUAGAGCCCGGGAGCCUUAACGCUUCUUCCAUACAAGUGUUUCCUGCUGCUUUCUGGACCAAUUUUCUCUCUUCCCCAUUAUUUUUUUUUUUUUCCCCAAUUAAAAACAAAAGCAAACCUCUA
Molecule: messenger RNA, 2401 nt
Organism: Phalacrocorax carbo (great cormorant)
Lineage: Eukaryota; Metazoa; Chordata; Aves; Suliformes; Phalacrocoracidae
Source: RefSeq, a predicted model, not a curated record